Molecule: messenger RNA, 1826 nt
Organism: Amphibalanus amphitrite
Lineage: Eukaryota; Metazoa; Arthropoda; Thecostraca; Balanomorpha; Balanidae
Exons: 2
Coding region: 33-1298 (421 amino acids)
Source: RefSeq, a predicted model, not a curated record
GCAUGCUGGCAUGGGCAUGAUCUAAACCCAAUAUGGCGUCUCAGCCUGGCAUGAAUCGAGACGUAUUUAAACCAUCAAAUACGCUUGAAAGAACCCCACCAGGGUCACCCAGUGUAGAGGAGAAGGAUAAAUCACAGGCCGAUACUUCUAAAAACGGAGAACUAAAUAGAGCUAAGGCUCAAACAGAGACAAGAACUGACAAUGUGGGACAGGCGCUCAACGAAACUCAAGAACUCGACUCUGACGAUGAUGACCAGGAUGUGGAAGGACAAGGUGGAAGUAGAGUAAAGCGGCUAGACUCUAAUGUUUAUAAACCAUUUGGAAGUCGCUCAUCGUCGGGUACGAGCCAGCCGUCUCACGACAUCUGCCGGGGAGGACCAGGAAGAAGAAAAGGAAGCAAGAAGAAGUGUGGACUCAAGGUUGAAGACAAUCAAGAUGGAGUAUGUUGUGAUGGAUGCAAGUUCUGGUUCCAUCUGGAUUGCCAGAAGGUGCAGUCGGAAACCUACAAAGCCCUCCAGGAGACAAAGGGAGUGUUCUGGUUAUGUUCGGAGUGCCGUGCUAUCCUCCCAGAGCUUGCAAGAAGGGCCAUCACAAUGGGAGAAGAGAAGGAGGAAUCACAACCAAAGGCUGACAAGAAAGAAAAUGUGCAGGAAGACAACCAGGCAAUAAUCUCUGCCAUCAAGGCCCAAAAACAAGAAAUCCUGGCAGCCAUGAAGCAGCAAGAGAAAGUGAUCAUCACAAGCAUCAAAGAAACACAACCAGCAAAAACAUAUGCUGAAGCUGCAAAGAAGAUAGAAGAUCAAGUUGGCAAACUGCAGUCUGCGAUGAAGGGAACAGCGGAAAUGUCUGAAGCAGUCAAUGUUAUCAAACAGAAAAGUGAAGAGCAGAGUGAUAAACUCAAAGGGAUGGAAGAAAGUGUGGUGAGGCAGAUGGCCCAACAAAGUCAAGUCCUGGAGAGUAACACAACCAACAUAGAGAAAGUCGUGAGAUUGAAAGAGAAGGAGAAUAGAGCACAAAACCUGAUCUUCCACAACAUAGACGAGUCAAAGCCUGCCAAUGUUGAAGAAAGAAAAGACCAUGAUGAACAACAAUUCAAGGAAAUGAUGAAAAAGCUUAUGGGAGAAAACAGGAGCUUCAAGACAGAAAAAAUCAUCAGGCUCGGAAAGAAAGAUGAGACGACAAAGAAGAACAGGCUGAUGCUGGUGAGACUGUCCAGCAGGGAAGAGGCAGAAGAAAUCUACAAGAACCGCAUGAGGAUGAGAGGUAAAUAUAGAAAACAAAUACAUAUCCCUGGAUAGAACGCCAGAAGAGAGGAAGAAGUUCCAUGAGCUGAAAAAGGAACUCGAGGAAAAGGGGACUGCCACACACAGGAUCUUUCGAGGAAGGGUCAUCAGAAACCAAUGAACUACCAAGAAAGAAGAAAAGGGGAAAUCAGCUGAUAAAGAGUAAAACUGUUACAGUCAACAUGGUGAAUGUGCAGGGCCUCACAAGAAAUAAACUUCUUGAGCUUGAAGAACUUUUGAAAACAAACUGUGAUAUACUGUGUCUUACAGAAACACAACAAAAAUUUGAAAAGUAUGAAGUUUCUGUAGGUGUUACAAUGAUUGAGAGUAUGAGAGAGAUGAGGGAUAAGAAGGGAGGGGGACUCCGGAUAAUGUUCCAAACUAAGCAAGGGACAAGUGUUGCAAAACAAAGAACGUGUAGCACAGACAUUUUGCAUGCAGUCAUGGAAUUAGGGUGUUUUAAGUUGCACAUCAUCCUUGUAUAUCUGUCUGUAAGGAAAUCUGCUGAAGACUGUGAGAGGAAUAAAAACAUGAAAGCUGAAA